AUGUUGAAUGGACUAUCGUCCUCAGCAUCUCAAUGGCGGCAGAUCCAACCCCAAGACCUGAUCCUGAAGCCUGCUUACCACCACGACGCCGGAUCCCCUAUCGAGCUCUGUUGCUUGACCAGGACUGGGUCGACGGCUACAUCCUCAAGCACAGGAACGCCGGAGGAUCCUUUUACCAUUGGGUGGACGCACAGUGGCCCCAAGGAUCCAAUGCAGCGUAGUCCGGCGGUGCGAUGGAUGUGGACGGUCUUGAUUUCCUUUGCCACUUUUAUCGUAGCUCUCGCUAGGAGUGCUUAUACGGCUCCGUCCGCGCAGGUGAUGCAAUCCUUCUCCGCGAGCGAAGAUGUGUUUGAGAUUGGGUUAUCGGCGUUUUAUCCUGGGGUAGGUCCUGUCGUCUGGGGUCCCCUUAGCUCUGCCUCCUUGUUCGAGAAUGCUAAGAACUAA
This is a messenger RNA of Aspergillus clavatus NRRL 1, 444 nucleotides long. RefSeq lists its product as uncharacterized. The coding region runs from base 1 to 444 and encodes 147 amino acids. The transcript is spliced from 2 exons. Lineage: Eukaryota; Fungi; Ascomycota; Eurotiomycetes; Eurotiales; Aspergillaceae. The record is from RefSeq and is a predicted model, not a curated record.